Messenger RNA from Bactrocera tryoni, 903 nucleotides. RefSeq lists its product as uncharacterized. The coding region runs from base 1 to 903 and encodes 300 amino acids. The record is from RefSeq and is a predicted model, not a curated record. The transcript has 3 exons. NCBI's taxonomy places the organism in Eukaryota, Metazoa, Arthropoda, Insecta, Diptera, Tephritidae.
AUGCCGACGAAGACUACUAGACCUUUAAAUUCAUUCAUACAAAGUGUAUUGGGCAACAUGGUAAUUUUUAUUCUUCAAAUGAUAUUAUGUUGUAUAUUCGUUUAUGGUGAUGUGGGGCCUCUAGAAGAAUCCGUCAGUGAGCAUAUUUAUUUGAUUCCAAUUGAAAUUAAAAAGGAAAAAAGUCAGAUAAAGGAUGACAGUUUGAAUUAUCUUAGCAUUCCAUCAGAUUUCAACAAGCAGAAUAUAUCUAGUGGAUAUUAUAAUGAACGUAAGAACAGCAUUGAAAAAGAUGACAACGAAUCAGUGGAAUACUUACGAAAUUAUGCCAAUAUGUUUAAUUACAUUAAUUAUAUGUAUGAUCACAACAUUUAUAGCAACAAUACAUAUAGUGGAAGUCGUAAUGCGGUUCAAUUAAAUUCUCCAAGAAAUCGGGAAGUGUAUUAUAUUACUUUAAAGCCUUUGGAUAUUAUUGAUUCUCAACUUCGUAAUUACAAACAUGAAACAAUGAUUAAAUUGAAAGACGAGAAUGUCGAAUCAGCAUUUAUUUCACCUACUAUCGUCGUUGAAUAUAAAUCAUAUAUAAAUAAUAAAUCAGAUAAACGAUUCAAAAGUUAUUCAAAUGCACCAGAAUCUAUUUUUCACACACAAGUUAAUGUAAACUCUCCGGGGUCUAAAUUAAAUGUGGCUAACAGUUUUCCUCUUUUAAAUGACAUAAGCACUGAAGUCAGUGACGUCGACGAAAUAUUGGAGCCUGUAAUAGACCAACCAAUACCGGAGACUGAUAAAGCUACCUACUCGGUUGAAGUUAUAUGCACUCCUGAUAUGACCAAAGUAAACCUCUGUUCGGAUUUGCGAGACGAUGGUUACCAUUAUGAUCGGCCCAGGGAUGAUUUCUUUGAUUAA